AUGUCAUACAAUCAGUAUCCACCAAAUCAACCUCCAUACCCACCACAGCAGGGGUAUUAUCCUCCACAAGGUCAAUACAACGCACCUCCUCAGCCUCCGCCGAAUCAACAAGGAUACGGACACCCAGGUCAAUACCAGCCUCCUCCUGGGCCUCCUGGGCCUCCUGGGCCUUCAGGACCUCAUUCUGGAUACGGUGGACCCCCUCCUCCCUCUCAAUAUCCGGCUAGUCCAGGCUAUCACCCUCCGCAAGGACCACCGCCAGGAGGGUAUCCACCACCUCAUAACGGCCCUCCACAACCCGGAUAUCAGCAGCCAGGGUUUCCGCAGCAGCAUGGGUACCAACAACAGCCGGGGUAUCCUGGCAACUAUCCACCACCUGCCCACUCUCCGCAGCCACCGCAUAUGGCCCCUCAGCAUCCUCCGCAAGGAUACGGCGCCCCUCCCGUUCCAUCUGUCCCGUCACUAGGCUAUGCUCCCGGUCAGGUCGCACCGGGUGACUUCCGCCGAGAAGCUGACACUCUCCGCAAGGCAAUGAAGGGGUUUGGAACAGACGAAAAGGCUCUCAUCCAAGUACUCAGCAAGCUUGAUCCGCUCCAGAUUGCGGCCGUCCGCGCAACAUAUACAACGCACAUUCGCCGCGAUCUUCAUGCCGAUGUCAAGUCCGAAACAAGCAGCUACUUCCGCCAGGCACUUCUCGCCAUCAUUGACGGUCCUCUCCUGCACGAUACCGCCUCAGCCCGCGAAGCAGUAGAAGGUAUCGGCACAAAGGAAUGGCUUCUCAACGACAUUCUCCUCGGCCGCUCAAAUGCCGACCUCAACGCCAUCAAGACCUCAUACGAGCGCACCUACCGUCGUUCCCUCCAAAAGGACGUCGAAGACGACCUCUCUUUCAAGACCCGGAACCUCUUCGCCCUCGUCCUCCGCGCUGCGCGCCACGACGAAAACGCACCAAUCGACUACCGCGCCAUCCAGGCCGAAGCCCAGAAUAUCCACGGCGCGACAGCCGCCCGCAUCGUCAACAACGCCGACGAAGUCUGCAGCCUCUUCGCUCGCAGCUCCAACAACGAGCUCCGCGCCCUGAACCAAGCUUUCUCCGAGCGCUACCACACUUCCCUGGAAGCUCAUCUCGAGAAGGAAUUCUCCGGCCACAUGAAAGAUGCUCUGCUACAUAUCCUGCGCACCGCACUGGAUCCGGCAAUGCGCGAUGCCGUCCUCCUCGAGGAGUGCAUGAAGGGCAUGGGGACGAAGGACGAGAGACUCGUUGUCCGCGUCGUCCGAGUCCACUGGGACCGUUAA
Messenger RNA from Aspergillus calidoustus, 1296 nucleotides. The record is from the annotation of a GenBank genome assembly. NCBI's taxonomy places the organism in Eukaryota, Fungi, Ascomycota, Eurotiomycetes, Eurotiales, Aspergillaceae.